GGGUAUUUAAAUUAGAAGAAAAAAUUUCAUAUGAAGUUUACAUAUUGUUUUCCUUUUAAUAAAAAUUGAUUGUUUUUAUAAAUAAAUAAAUAAAAUUAAUUUUACUUGCGUAUUAUGAUAAUCAUGAUCUUCGACUCUUUGAUUAGGCAUUGAGUCUGCCCUCCAGCUAGUUUUGAAUCUUUUGAUGUAAGAAAAUUCAAAAUUGUAGAUGUUUAUCCAUUUGCACAUGACGUCAAGAAGGCUCACAAUGUCAAGUCGUAAAGCAUCCAUCUUCCAGCCACCGCCGCCCCCCCCUCUUCCCUAGCCAUGGUCCCACUGUCCACCAUUUUCUAAGAACAAGAAGAAGAACUCAGCGGACGACGAACUGAAGAAGAAGAAGAAGGCACCGUCGCACAAAUCAUGGGCAAAGAAACUGAUUGUGCGGCCCAAGAUAGCAAGCUUGCUCCAGGAUUCAAGUUGGUUGGGUAUGCCAAUUUCGUGCGCACCAACCCCCGGUCGGACCGCUUCGCCGUCAAGCGCUUCCACCACAUAGAGUUCUGGUGCACAGAUGCCACCAACGUCGCCCGUCGCUUCUCCUGGGGCCUCGGCAUGCCCAUCGUCGCCAAGUCCGACCUCUCCACCGGCAACCAAGUCCACGCUUCCUUGCUCCUCCGCUCCGGCGACCUCUGCUUCCUUUUCUCCGCCCCUUACUCUUCCUCUACCGCCGUCGCUGAUUCCGCCACCACUGCUUCUAUACCCACCUUCGAUCACUCCGCCUGCCGUUCCUUCGCUGCCGUCCACGGCCUCGCUGUGCGCUCUAUUGCCAUCGAGGUCGAAGAUGCCGAGGCCGCAUUCUCUGCCAGCGUCGCCCACGGCGCCAAGCCGUCGUCGCCGCCGAUUUCGCUAGACGGCCGCGCCGUUCUUGCGGAAGUCCAAUUGUACGGUGAUGUAGUUUUGCGAUACAUAAGCUACAAAAGCCCUAGAAACCGCAACGAUUCGAACCCCGAUUCUUGGUUCUUGCCGGGUUUUGAGGCUAUGGGCGAUAGUGCCUCAUACCCCUUGGAUUUUGGGAUCCGGCGGCUGGACCACGCGGUUGGGAACGUUCCGGAACUAGGUCCGGCGCUGUCGUAUGUGAAGGGGUUUACGGGGUUUCAUGAUUUCGCGGAGUUCACGGCGGAGGACGUGGGGACGGCGGAGAGCGGGCUGAAUUCUGUGGUUCUGGCGAGUAACGACGAGAUGGUUUUGCUCCCGAUGAAUGAGCCGGUGUUCGGAACGAAACGGAAGAGCCAGAUCCAGACGUAUCUUGAGCACAAUGAGGGGGCAGGUGUGCAGCAUUUGGCGCUGGUGAGCGAGAAUAUAUUUAAGACGUUGAGGGAGAUGAGGCAGCGAAGCAGGAUUGGGGGGUUUGAAUUUAUGCCGCCGCCGCCGCCAACGUAUUAUAGGAAUUUGAAGGACAGGGCUGGGGACGUGUUGACGGAGGAGCAGAUUAAGGAGUGCGAGGAGUUGGGCAUUUUGGUGGAUAGGGAUGAUCAGGGCACCUUGCUGCAGAUUUUCACUAAGCCUGUGGGAGAUAGGCCGACCAUUUUUAUUGAGGUAAUUCAAAGAAUAGGGUGCAUGCUCCAGGAUGAGGAAGGGAGGACAUAUCAGAAAGCCGGAUGUGGAGGCUUUGGUAAGGGAAAUUUUUCAGAGCUCUUCAAAUCUAUUGAAGAAUAUGAGAAGACUCUCGAGGCCAAAUGCAUCGCAGAUCCUGCUGCAGCAUAGAAACAGAGUCUGUCAUUUGAUAAGAACUGUUUAUGUAAUAAUGUCACCCUUCUGUCAUGGCGGCGAACCUUUUUAGUUUUUCCUUUUCUUUUUAUUAUUAUUUUUUAUUUUACAAUAGUUUCUGGAUAUACUUUGACUUGUAUGUGUUCCAGAUUUAUGUGAAAGUUUAGUAAUUUUGUGCUGCUGGGAAAGAUAAAAAGAUUCAAGAAGUAACAGACUUUUGUGCUGCUUGGACCUCAUUGAUGUGGUAACUAAAUGAAGUUGCUUUUUUUCGUA
Messenger RNA from Malania oleifera, 2016 nucleotides. RefSeq names its product 4-hydroxyphenylpyruvate dioxygenase. Lineage: Eukaryota; Viridiplantae; Streptophyta; Magnoliopsida; Santalales; Ximeniaceae. Gene Ontology annotation, molecular function: 4-hydroxyphenylpyruvate dioxygenase activity. Gene Ontology annotation, biological process: L-tyrosine catabolic process. The record is from RefSeq and is a predicted model, not a curated record. The coding region runs from base 400 to 1740 and encodes 446 amino acids. The transcript is spliced from 2 exons.